Cryptomeria japonica (Japanese cedar) is the source of this 1593-nucleotide messenger RNA. RefSeq names its product probable glycosyltransferase At5g03795. The record is from RefSeq and is a predicted model, not a curated record. Lineage: Eukaryota; Viridiplantae; Streptophyta; Pinopsida; Cupressales; Cupressaceae. Gene Ontology annotation, molecular function: glycosyltransferase activity. The coding region runs from base 45 to 1586 and encodes 513 amino acids. The transcript has 3 exons.
CUUGAUGAUUGUUCUUGGAUGUUCUGAGACACAGAGAAAAUUCAAUGGCUUCAACCAGUCUUUCUAAACACUGUAUGUCUUCUAGGCAUUAUGUAAUUCUGUUACUUGUAUUGGCAUGCUCCUGUUUCAUGGUGAACAUUCUGAACUCAAUUGAGAGCACAAGUAAUGGAGAUUCCUUGGAGAUAGGACAUAAACAUAAACUUAUCCCAAUGGAAACUCUGCUACCUAGGAGCAAGCAGGCAAAGUUAAGUGCAAAGGCAAAUGAUCAGCUGAAUUUUGUGAAGCAAAAUAAACAUGGUGAGGCGAAUAAGGUAGAAAAUGAGCAUCUAUUUGAUAACAAAACAGGGCAUCCUAAUGUAGGGGAGGAGAAUGAGGGAGAAAUUAAGGAGAAUGAAGCAGAAAUUAAGAAGAAUCAGGGAGAAGUUAAGGAGAAUGAAGCAGAAAUUAAGGAGAAUAAGGGUGAAGUUAAGGAGAAUGAAGCAGAAAUUAAGAAGAAUGAGAGAGAAAUUAAGGAGAAUGAGUCAGAAACUAAGGAGAAUGAGGAAGAAAUUGGGGAUAUAUUCCACAACAAAGCAAUCUUUCGUCAGGACUAUAAGGAGAUGAAGAAGAAAUUCAAAAUCUAUGCAUACCCACAUGAAGCAAAAGAUGCAUUUGCAAGUAUAUUUCUACCAGAGAGGGGCAAGCCUGGUGGGAAUUAUGCCAGUGAAAGCUACUUUAAGAAGGCUCUCAUGCAAAGUCAUUAUCUCACAAAUGAUCCCACAGAAGCAGAUCUUUUCUAUCUGCCAUUCUCCAUUGCAACUAUGAGGAAUGAUAGAAGAGUUAGUGUUGGUGGAAUGAAAAAUUUCAUCAAGAAAUAUAUUGAUAAAAUCAGCCAAAAUUAUCCAUAUUGGAACAGAACAAAUGGUGGUGAUCAUUUCUAUGUGGCCUGUCAUUCAGUGGGCAGGACAGCAAUGGACAAAGCAGUGGAAGUGAAGCUGAAUGCAAUUCAAGUGGUGUGUUCUUCAAGCUACUUUGUUCCAAGCUAUGUUGCACACAAGGAUACAUCAAUACCUCAAAUCUGGCCCAGACAAGGGAAUUCCAUGGGACUUUCUUCUGUCAAAAGAAACACAUUAGCUUUCUUUGCAGGGGGAAUCAACUCACAUGUUCGUGCUAAAAUACUAGAAGUGUGGAAAAAUGAUUCAGAGAUUUCUGUCCAUUUCGGAAGGCUUCCUACCCCAUACUCUGAAGCUAUGUUGAGAAGUAAAUUUUGCCUUCAUGCAAAAGGAUAUGAAGUGAACACAGCAAGGAUUGGAGAUGCUCUCUAUUAUGGGUGUGUGCCUAUUAUAUUUGCAGAUCAUUAUGAUCUUCCAUUCAAUGAUAUUCUUAAUUGGAAAUCAUUCUCUCUUGUUAUUUCAACUCUUGACAUUCCAUUGUUGAAAGAUGUACUUCAUAGUAGAGGGUUAAAACAAUAUAAUGAACUACAAAGUAAUGCUCUUAAAGUUAGGAAACAUUUCCAAUGGCACAUGCCUCCCUUAGACUAUGAUGCAUUUAAUAUGGUGAUGUAUGAGUUGUGGUUGAGGCAUCAUGUAUUAAGAGCCCCGUUGUAAUAAAUUA